AUGGGCAAUUUAAAGAUCUCAGAAUGGAGGAAGCUUGCAGUGAAUUUGGCAGAGCUUUGUAUAGAUACUACAUUACGUUGUGGACAAUCAUUUCGGUGGAAGAAAGCUGUCGAUGAAGAUUAUUGGUCUUGUACACUACAUGGCCGUAUAAUAUCUCUUAAACAAGACUCAACUCAUCUUCACUAUCGCACAAUAUUUCCUGAUGUCAAAGUUCCUUCGAAUCAUCAGCCUUCAGUAAAGAAAAAGCUUGAAGAUGAGGAUGACACAGAAUCUUUACUUCGGCAUUACUUAAACCUUUCACCAAACUUGACUGAAUUGUAUGAACAAUGGUCUUUGGUUGAUCCAAAUUUCAAGAAAAGAGCCCCCAAGUUUACCGGAGUUCGCAUUCUCAAACAAGAUGCUUGGGAGGCUUUGGUGGGAUUUAUUUGCAGUAGCAACAAUAAUAUUAUAAGAAUUUCUCAAAUGGUCAAUAAUUUGUGUUUACAUUAUGGUCCCCUGAUAGGACAUAUUGAUGAUCAACCAUUCCAUGACUUCCCACAACCUGAAGCCUUGACUGGUGCUGGAGUAGAAUUACAUCUCCGCGUUCUAGGCUUUGGGUAUCGAGCAAAGUACAUUGCUCAAACAGCAUCACUUGUGGCAUCAAAGCCAAAAGGCUGGCUCGAGAAUCUUCGCAACCCAGAGACUUUUGACAAGCCCUUUGAAGGGGAUAUUCCCGCAGGAGGACGUCCUGGGUAUAGAAAAGCACAUGAAGAGCUUCUCGAGCUUCAAGGGGUUGGUCCAAAAGUAGCUGACUGCGUUUGCUUGAUGGGCUUGGGGUGGGGAGAGGCGGUUCCUGUGGACACUCACGUUUGGCAAAUUGCUCAAAGGGACUACAAAUUUGGAAAAGGAAAACAUAAGAGUCUUACCAAGGCUACAUACGAUGCGAUUGGUGAUCAUUUUAGAGGGUUAUGGGGUAAAGAGGCUGGCUGGGCGCACUCAGUCUUGUUCGCAGCAGAUUUGAAAGCAUUUUCUGAUAAACUUGUCAGCAAGGUCGAAGUUAGAGUUGAUGAGCUCGAGAUCAAGCAAGAAAAUGGGGAUGUUCUGGAGAAGAAAGUAACAGUCAAGCGAGAGUAUUCACCAGAAGAGAUGGAUCUGAAAGAAGAACAGAAAGUAGUGAUUAAACGCGAAGGUGUUACGGAUGGUAUCGAAAUCAAGGAUGAAGUAAAAGUGUUUGAGCCAUCGGCAAGAAGCGUCAGAGCGAAGAGGAGGAAAUUAUAA
Molecule: messenger RNA, 1257 nt
Organism: Botrytis porri
Lineage: Eukaryota; Fungi; Ascomycota; Leotiomycetes; Helotiales; Sclerotiniaceae
Exons: 3
Coding region: 1-1257 (418 amino acids)
Biological process (GO): nucleotide-excision repair; base-excision repair; base-excision repair, AP site formation
Cellular component (GO): nucleus
Molecular function (GO): 8-oxo-7,8-dihydroguanine DNA N-glycosylase activity; damaged DNA binding
Source: RefSeq, a predicted model, not a curated record